This is a messenger RNA of Mycena citricolor, 3737 nucleotides long. The record is from the annotation of a GenBank genome assembly. Lineage: Eukaryota; Fungi; Basidiomycota; Agaricomycetes; Agaricales; Mycenaceae.
AUGGCCUGGCUACUGACUUCCUCGUCAGGUCUUGUCGACGACGAUAAUCUUUACGAGUGGGAUAUUCUGAUUAUUGGCCCGCGAGAUACCCUUUACGAGGGUGGCUUCUUCAAAGCGCGACUUUCGUUCCCACCAGAGUUCCCCCUUCUCCCUCCGAAGAUGCGCUUCAUCACCCCCAUGUGGCACCCCAACAUCUACGCCGAUGGUGGGGUCUGCAUUUCCAUCCUCCACGCGCCAGGCGAAGAUCAAUAUGGAUAUGAAGAUGCUGGCGAGCGAUGGAUGCCGGUGCACACAGUGGAAUCUAUCCUCAUCAGUGUCAUUUCGCUCCUGUCGUCCGACACACCGAACACCGACUCUCCAGCCAACCUCGAUGCUGCGCUUGAAGUCCGCAACAACAUUGAAGGCAAUGCCAACUCUCGUGUCCUUUCCGACUUCGAGAGCGACUCGGAAUAUGACCCUGGAUUCAUCCCUGGACCUGUGCCUAUAGAGGAACUGCAGUCUAAGAAAGGGAAGAAGAAACCUCAACGCCGGAGUCUGAAGCGGCGGGAUUCGAUGCAGUCUGACACGGCGGAGCAGCCGGCGAAGAAGAGGAAGAGGAUGGGGGCACCACCCACUCAACGACGAGGGCCCGUCGCGGACAGUGCACAUAAUGUGCUACUCGAAUUCUUUGAGGACAUCGAGCCAUUCUCCGGGGGCUCCUCAGAUGAAGGCGACUAUUUUGCUCAAGACGAAGCGGAUCAGGAAGACGAGGAUGAGGAGGACGAUGACGAUGGACAUAAUGACAGCGACAGCGUUCCACGAGUCAAUCCAUUCGCGGCCUAUCGAAGCAAUGCGGCGGAAGGCAGACCUCCGAUGCAACCACCCGACGACCCCGACGCCACGGAGCCGGAUACGGAAGACGAGAUUCCCAUCUCGAAGCAGCAGCGCAAGGCUUCGCCCACCGAUGACUCCGUGACUGAAUCGGACACGGAACCCGAAAUAGCCAAUGCUAGGCGAGCUCAACCGCAGUCAGGGUCGGAAACAGAACCCGACACUGAGGAUGAAGCGCCAGUGAGCUCACACGAGGAGCCGAAGCCUGGGUUUCCGCUGCAAGACGGCCAGAGACUUCUCGGACCAAUGAUGCUUGACCAGAAAUUGGACAUCAAGGUCCCUGCUGCAAUCAACACGUAUCUUCGAGAGUAUCAGAGGGACGGGAUCAGAUUCUUCUGGGAACGAUACAAGAUGGGUCGGGGCGGACUUCUGGGGGACGACAUGGGUUUGGUAUGUGCUACGCCUUCCGCUUGCAAAACCAUACAAGUGAUAUCCUUUCUGUCUGCUAUCAUGCACAAGAAAGGGGUCGAAACGGAUCGUGAGCGGCGGCGCGAGCACGUGCUGAAACUGCAGGAUGGCGAGAGCUGGACGAAGCAUCGCAAGCUUCCGCCGGCCAAUGCGACGUGGCCCACGUGCCUCAUCAUUGCGCCGAAUAGCGUCGUGAUGAACUGGGAGAAGGAGUUUCGGACGUGGGGAUACUUUGAAGUGGGUGUGUAUCUUGGGCCGCGGAAGGAACGCAAAGAGGUGCUCGAUGACUUCAAGAAAGGGCGGCUCGAUGUCGUGCUGACCAGCCAGGAUGUUGCUCGGCUGGACAUGGACCAUCUGGACACUCUGCCGUGGUCAUGCAUCUUUGUCGACGAGGCUCAUAAAGUCAAGAAUUCUGCCUCUCAAACAGCUAAGGCGUAUCAGAGCUUUGCGUGUAUCUGCCGAUUCGGGCUGACUGGGACGGCCAUCCAGAAUUCGUAUGACGAGUUGUGGACCCAGUUCGACUGGACGAAUCCGGGGGAAGCCGGCACCAGGAAGCAGUGGAAACAGCUAGUCUCGAAUCCGCUCAAGAUCGGCCAGUCGGCGAACGCGACCGACGCUGAGCUGGUCAAAGCUCAUGACGUAGCCCGCAUCCUUCACGACAAGUUGCUCCCGCGAUUCUUCCUCAGGAGAACGAAGGACAUCAUCGCGCAUCAGCUUCCAAACAAGACUGAUUCGAUUGUUUUCUGCCCUUUGACGUCAAAACAGAUCAGCGUGUACAAGAAAAUCCUCGGGAUGGAUGAGGUGCAAAACCUGCUGAUGAGAGACGAGCGCUGUGACUGCGGGUCGAGGAAGACACGCAAAAAGUGUUGCUACCCGUUCAAUGCCUCGACGGUGCUGAAGACCAUGUCUAUCCUGAUCAAACUAUCGAAUCAUCUUGGGCUCAUUUUGCCUACCUCUUCGGACACGCCUGAACAAGCGAGUCCCGCUGCACGGCACCGAGAGCUGGCGAGAUUGGCUUUCCCCGAUGGCGAUGAGCCUGUGAGCGGCAUGGCUAUCUUGAAAAAGCAGUUUUGCGGCAAAUGGGUCGUUUUGACUGAGCUGCUGGCCGAAUGGAGGAAGGACAAGACGAACAAAGUUCUGAUCUUCACGAAAUCCGUCAAGUUACUCGAAAUGAUGUCCCAUCAUCUGAAGAUAUCGACAUACAAUUUCCUGCAGCUCGAUGGCAGCACGAAACGGAAUGAACGAAUUCCUAUGAUCGAUCGAUUCAAUGACGACCCGGACAUCUUCAUCUUCCUCAUCUCUACUAUGGCUGGCGGAACAGGCCUGAAUCUAACUGGGGCUAACAAGGUCGUCAUAUUCGAUCCGAACUGGAAUCCUGCCAACGAUUUGCAAGCGAUGGACAGAGCCUUCCGUUUCGGGCAGCGCCGGAAUGUGUCUGUCUUCCGGCUGUUAGGCGCGGGGUCGAUCGAAGAGCUGAUCUACGCGCGCCAAGUCUACAAGCAACAGCAGAUGAAGAUCGGCUACGAGGCCAGCAUCCAGACGCGGUACUUUGCGGGCGUGCAGGGGGACAAGUCGAAGCAGGGCGAGCUCUUUGGGCUGGAGAAUAUCUUCAAGCUGCAUGAAGGGACGCUGGCGACGAAGACGACCAUCGAGAAGGCGCAUCUGACCGAGCUGGACUGGGCGCUGGGGAGCAUGGAGAUGCCCGCGGGCAGGAGACCGGCUGAGAUCAGCGUCGUCGAUAUCGAGAAAAGGACGAGGGACAGCGAAUAUGGAGAAUUCAAAGGACUCGGGGCAUUGCUUUUCGAUGACGCUGCGCCUCCGGCGCCGAAAUCCGAGUCCGGUGCCAUCCAGGGCAUGUACAUCCACCAGAACCCGGACUUACUGGUGGACAGCAAGGUCGAGCAGCAGCGGACGAAGGAACUGGUCAAGAAAAGCCGUGUCAGCACUCGCAAAGCGCGUCAGCCUGCGGCGGCCAAGGCGCCAGCUGUUUCGAACUGGCCCCCGAAACGCUUCCACAAGUACAAGAACCCGGGCACGAAGCCGCCGGUCGCUGCGGCCGCGAGCGAGGCGAAGAAGGCGGGGAGCAGCAAGCCGCGCGCUGGCCACCAGUUCCGGCUCGAAGACCGGAUUACUGCGCUCAUCGGCACGGGGAUGAUCAGUGGGCCGAGCGAGCUGGCCGCGUUUGCGCGAACGUAUACACAGGAAUACUCGGCGGAUGAGAGGGCGUAUACAAUGCGCCUCCUUGACGAGUACAAGCAAGAUUCUGAGAGCGACAGCGAUGGUUGACCUGCGGCGAUGCCAGGCCGAGAGAGGAUGUGAAUAUGAGCUGAAUUUAUGCCGAUUUACGUGUUGUAUUGUAUCGAUGGUCUUGUAGGAUACUCUAUUGCAUUUGCAAUUUAUGUAGACAAUGUACUCUUGCUCGUUUUGACACUGCAGGGGGACUUGUUUUUUCUCCGUGG